This is a messenger RNA of Aspergillus saccharolyticus JOP 1030-1, 2272 nucleotides long. RefSeq names its product TTC39/IML2 family protein. Gene Ontology annotation, cellular component: nucleus; cytosol; mitochondrial outer membrane. The record is from RefSeq and is a predicted model, not a curated record. NCBI's taxonomy places the organism in Eukaryota, Fungi, Ascomycota, Eurotiomycetes, Eurotiales, Aspergillaceae. The coding region runs from base 143 to 2233 and encodes 696 amino acids. The transcript has 6 exons.
GUCUGCUGCAUCGUUUGGGCUCCGGGCCCCUCCGGCUCGUGACUGGAAUUUGAUCGCCCCUCCCUUUCCCUACAAUCUGUCUCGUGCCCACUUUCUUUGUUUGUUUUCCCAACCCUGUGCAUCUUGAAUUGUUCACGUCAGGAUGUUUCGAGUUGGAUCAUGGCUGUACGGCAAGAAGCCGGGCGCCAAUGCCUCCACUCAGUCUUUGGACUCUUUGUCAGAACUGCGGGAUCUCGAGGAUGCCUUGAGAGCCACUACUUUAAUCCUCAAUGACGACGUGGACGGUGCCGAGGAUGGCCUAUCAGAAGGCACAUCCUCCUUUCACAAUCUCGGAAGAGGUGUGGUCGCUUUCAUCCGUGCCACCUUGGGCUUUGAGCAGGAGAUCAUGCGUCAAGCGUCGGAGCGACUCAACGUCGCCGAGACCAGUGCCGCCAGUGACCAGCAUCGAGCGCAGCAUAAUUCCCAUGCGCCCAACUCAUACCACUCUCAGAUCUAUGCGCCGGGGACGGAAUUUGCCCUCUGUCAGGCAAUGGCACAACUUAUGAGUGCGGUCGUUGGGGUUCUGAAUGAAAGUCUGACGGAGAGCAUCAAAGGGUUCUACAAGCUACGGAAGGCCUACAUCACGCUAGACGCCAUUCUGAAGAUGGAGCAGAAGUUCAUCAUCCAAGAGCGGGGCUCCGGGAGCAGUACCCCUACGGAGAUGGGCAGCUCCUCGACCAAGCUUCCGGGACCGAGUGUCGCUCGGACUGCUCCUGCAUCGCCCGUGGAUUCCGCAGGCCUUUCGGAGCAGCUGUCUGGCCUGACAGUCUCCGGCAGUACCGAAACCUUGACCACCAACUCGGACAUGCUGAACCUGGACCCGGAAUCUGACAUUUUCAAGAACCAGAUCGAUGUGUUCGUUCAUUCGGGUGCGAACUUCUGUUUCGGACUUCUGUUGGUGCUGAUCUCCAUGGUGCCACCCGUGUUCAGUAAAUUGUUGGGUAUUAUCGGGUUUCACGGCGACAAGGAGCGCGGCCUGAAGAUGCUGUGGCAGGCGAGCAAGUUUCACAAUCUAAUCGGAGGCCUCUCUGCAUUUGCAAUCCUGGGCUACUCCAACGGAUUCGUUCGCUACUGCGACAUCAUGCCUGACCCCGCCUCGCCCGACGACGUGCAAGGCUAUCCGCAAGAGCGCCUUGAGGCUUUGUUGGCGUUGAUGAGACAGCGUUUCCCCAAGAGUCAGCUAUGGCUCCUAGAAGAGUCGCGGAUGAACGCUGCAAACCGCCGACUGGACGUCGCUUUAGAGCUCCUUUGUGGAGAGGAACGCAGUCCGUUGAAACAGGUCGAGGCACUGCGGAUUUUCGAACGGAGUCUGAACGCGAUGUAUCUUCACCGGUACGAGCUGUGUGCGAAGUCUUUUAUCGAGUGCGUGGAGCUCAACUCGUGGUCUCGGUCGCUUUACUACUACAUCGCGGGCGCCUCGCAUCUGAGUCGCUACCGGAGUCUGUCCACCACUGAUGCUGCCGCCGCAGCCCAGCACGCGGACAAAGCGACCGAGUACUUCCGCAUGGCACCGCCCCUGGCCGGCAAGAAGAAAUUCAUGGCGCGCCAGCUGCCCUUUGAUGUGUUUGUCUCACGUAAAAUCGCCAAGUGGGAAGCUCGCGCCAAAGAAUGGAAGGUGUCGUUUAUCGAGGCGGUGGGCGUUGAUCCAAUCGAGGAGAUGAUCUUCUUCUGGAAUGGUCACAGCCGCAUGACCCAGGCUCAACUGGAAGAGUCGCUCACGAAACUCGCCUGGUCGGAGGGUCCAGCGAACAAGGAGAGGUGGGCACGCGAGGGUCCGGAGGAGAAGGCCAUCCUGCAAAUCCUGCGGGCCGCCGUCUACCGCGCAAUGCGGCGUCACGACGAGGCCAAGGAGCUGAUCCAGACCGGGAUCUUCAGCCAGGACAAGGCGCAGUUCACGGGCCAGCUCCGAGACAACUGGAUCUACCCGGUGGCGCACUUCGAAAUGGCCGCCAACCUUUGGAUGGAGCGGCCGACGUACCAGGCGCUGCAUGGCCAGGCGGUUGCCGCCGAAGGGACUGGCGGUGAGGGCGACGCCGUGCAGCUGGAGCGGCGGCAGGUGCGGGAAUGUAAGGAGCAUCUCGAGAAGGCGGCCAAAUGGGAGAGUUAUGAGCUGGACGCGCGCAUCGGGCUGAAGGUCACGGCGGCCAUGGGGGCGGUGCAGAAGUGGGAGAGCACCCAUAGUACCAGUGUCUAGGUAUAUGGGGGGCAUCUAGAGUUUAUUUAUACAUGAUGG